Molecule: messenger RNA, 1416 nt
Organism: Micropterus salmoides (largemouth bass)
Lineage: Eukaryota; Metazoa; Chordata; Actinopteri; Centrarchiformes; Centrarchidae
Gene: pcbd1
Product: pterin-4 alpha-carbinolamine dehydratase/dimerization cofactor of hepatocyte nuclear factor 1 alpha
Exons: 4
Coding region: 151-459 (102 amino acids)
Biological process (GO): tetrahydrobiopterin biosynthetic process
Molecular function (GO): 4-alpha-hydroxytetrahydrobiopterin dehydratase activity
Source: RefSeq, a predicted model, not a curated record
AUUUUGCUCAGGCUUCUCUGGGGGCAGCUAAGCAGGACCCACGGCUCAUGUGUUGGAUGGAUUCAUUCCAGUUGCUCUCACUGGCUGCCAUAGCAGAUUAGCCUCUGUGCAACAGGGACCCUCCUCUGUGCAUGAAAACACUCUGCAAACAUGGCUGGUAAAAUUCAGAGUCUGUCUGAGGAGGAGAGGACCCACCUACUCCCCCUGCUACGCAACGCUCAGUGGGUGGAGGUUGGGGAACGGGACGCCAUUUACAAAGAGUUUAUUUUUAAAGACUUCAAUCAGGCUUUUGGUUUCAUGGCCAGAGUGGCUUUACAAGCAGAGAAGAUGGACCAUCAUCCGGAGUGGUUCAAUGUCUAUAACAAGGUCCAGAUCACUCUCAGCACACAUGACUGCGGGGGGCUGUCCCAGCGUGACAUUACUUUGGCCACCUUCAUUGACCAGGCAUCCCUUAUGUGACUACCAAACAUUGUCAGUCAUUUCAACAGUGAAAACUGAAAAGUGCUGGAGCUCUUCAUUUAUUCAUUCCACUGAGAUAACUUUGAGCACGUGGCCUGCAAAUCCAAAGAAUACAAACCAGUUAAUUUCAAUGUAUUAUGAAUAACUUUGAUGUAGGUGUUUUUAAAAAUAUGCUGCUGUUGUUGGUUUUGCACUUAAAAUAAAAAUAAUUGAGAUUAGCCAAAGGUAAAUGGUAAAAUCAACACAUUAAAAUAACUUCUCAGCAACCAUCCCAGCUGUUAUUACAGAUAACAUUCACAAUGGUAUUCAAUGGUGUCUUUCUGCCUCAACUAGUGUCCUAUGUGCCAAAUGUUUUUGUACUUCACUGUUAAAUAAUAUUUACCCGGUCAAACCAGAAGAGGAUCAUCUCAUUGUGAACAUAAAAAUAUUGAAAACACAACACUGUAGACCAUCUGCUUUGGUGUACCUGUGUGAACUGCUCUGAGUGGGUUAACAGUGUUUGCUAUGUGCUAGGAGAAACUAGCAGGUGCUUCCUAACCUAAAAUAAAUCUGCUAAAUCAGGAUGCACUCUGACAUGUACAGAGAUUUAACAAUUGUUCAACCUUGGACAUUCAGACCCUCACAUGAUGACAAAGUGUACAGGGGUGGCCAAAAGUCAGAACGUCCUUACAAUAUAAUGCAAUCUAGUGCUCUUAAAACACCAAACUGUGUUCUCGACAAAAUGAUAUAAGGUUGUAUUUUUUGCACUAUAUUUUACUGACAAUUUUGGAGAAAAAAAUCUGCUGUGUCAUCAUGAGUUUAAACCUCUAAAGGUACAGAGGUGAACGCUGAUUGGUACUACACAAUACCCCCCCCCAAACUGGAACGAUACAAACCAGGACACAACUUAGAUUUUCUCUAUAGAUCUCUAAAUAAUUUGUUGCAGUGUGUAGGCACUUUUGCAUUAAAAUGUUUUAU